CGUCAGGGGCAGCAACAACCAGGAGAAAAUGGCGCUGACGAGUUUUCUUCCUGCGCCAACACAGCUGUCCCAGGAUCAGCUGGAAGCUGACGAAAAGGCCCGUGCUCAACGAGCCAGACAAACAGCCUUGGUAGCAUCCCGCAGAGAACCUCCGCCAUAUGGGCAUCGAAAAGGAUGGAUUCCUCGUUCCUUGGAGGAUUUUGGCGAUGGAGGCGCAUUUCCAGAGAUCCAUAUGGCACAGUUUCCAUUGGACAUGGGCCGCAAGAAGAAAUCAUCCAAUGCCCUGCCGGUUCAGGUGGACGCAGAGGGGAAGAUCAAAUUUGAUGCCAUUGCCAGACAAGGACAGUCAAAGGACAAGGUUAUUUACAGCAAGUUUACAGAUCUUAUUCCUAAAGAAGUUAUAAAUGAAGAUGACCCAGAUCUGCAGAGGCCUGAUGAAGACAGUAUAAAGGAGUUGACUGAAAAGACGCGUUCAGCUCUUGAGAAACAAGUCUCACAGAAGGUUGCAGCAGCCAUGCCUGUUCGAGCAGCUGAGAAACUAGCCCCUGCACAGUACAUCAGGUACACUCCUUCUCAGCAAGGUGUUGCUUUCAACUCAGGAGCUAAACAAAGGGUUAUCAGGAUGGUGGAAAUGCAAAAGGACCCCAUGGAACCGCCUCGAUUCAAGAUUAAUAAGAAAAUUCCUCGAGGUCCCCCAUCACCCCCUGCACCUGUCAUGCAUUCGCCAAGCAGAAAGAUGACUGUGAAAGAACAGCAAGAGUGGAAAAUUCCUCCGUGCAUAUCAAAUUGGAAGAACGCCAAGGGAUACACCAUUCCAUUGGAUAAACGUUUGGCUGCUGACGGACGGGGACUUCAAACAGUUCACAUUAAUGAGAACUUUGCUAAACUUGCAGAGGCUCUUUACAUUGCUGACAGAAAGGCUCGGGAAGCUGUGGAGAUGCGAGCACAGGUUGAAAGGAAAAUGGCUCAGAAAGAGAAAGAGAAGAAAGAAGAGAAGCUUCGAGAAUUGGCUCAGAUUGCUAGGGAAAGAAGAGCUGGUAUCAAGACUCACAUAGAGAAAGAGGAAAAUGAAACAAGAGAAAGGGAUGAAAUUCGACACGAAAGACGAAAAGACCGACAACAUGAUCGUAAUCUUGCCCGUGCAGCUCCAGAUAGGAGGUUCAAACAGCAGAAGGAUCAGGAUCGAGAUAUCAGUGAGCUGAUUGCACUGGGUGUACCACAUCAACAUGUAUCAUCUGAACUAGCCUAUGACCAAAGACUCUUCAACCAGAACAAGGGCAUGGACAGUGGCUUUGCAGGUGGAGAGGACGAACUUUACAAUGUUUAUGACCAGCCAUGGAGAGCUGGCAAAGACAUGGCACAAAGUGUGUACAGACCUACCAAAAAUGCUGAUAAAGACACCUAUGGUGAUGAUUUGGACACAUUUAUGAAAAACAACCGGUUUGUCCCUGACAGGGAAUUUUCUGGUACAGACCGCAAACAGCGUCGUGAAGGCCCUGUUCAGUUUGAGAGGGAUGAAGAAGAUCCCUUCGGGCUGGAUAAGUUCUUGGAGGAAGCCAAGCAACAUGGUGGUUCAAAGAGACCUGAAAGUGGCCGUUCAAAAGAAUACGAACAUGAGGGAAAGAAGCGAAGAAAGGAAUAGAUGAACUUUUAUAAUACCAUUAUGUUUCAACAAAAUUUAGUUCAAACCAAUGUCCCUAGCAUUUGUUUCUGCAUGGACUU
Messenger RNA from Mobula hypostoma (lesser devil ray), 1722 nucleotides. RefSeq names its product SNW domain containing 1 (gene snw1). The record is from RefSeq and is a predicted model, not a curated record. The coding region runs from base 29 to 1642 and encodes 537 amino acids. Gene Ontology annotation, biological process: mRNA splicing, via spliceosome. Gene Ontology annotation, cellular component: spliceosomal complex. Lineage: Eukaryota; Metazoa; Chordata; Chondrichthyes; Myliobatiformes; Myliobatidae. The transcript is spliced from 14 exons.